Calliphora vicina (urban bluebottle blowfly) is the source of this 1099-nucleotide messenger RNA. RefSeq names its product golgi SNAP receptor complex member Gos28 (gene Gos28). The coding region runs from base 211 to 903 and encodes 230 amino acids. Gene Ontology annotation, cellular component: SNARE complex; Golgi membrane; Golgi medial cisterna. The record is from RefSeq and is a predicted model, not a curated record. Gene Ontology annotation, molecular function: SNAP receptor activity. Gene Ontology annotation, biological process: vesicle fusion; endoplasmic reticulum to Golgi vesicle-mediated transport. NCBI's taxonomy places the organism in Eukaryota, Metazoa, Arthropoda, Insecta, Diptera, Calliphoridae. The transcript has 5 exons.
AUAUUAAACUAUUCUUUUAAUACUAACUUGAUAAAUUUGUUCAACAAAUUCAAUUUAUAGUUUCGAUCAUCUUUAAGCGAUAACGCCAUCGAUUAAGUAAAUAGUAUAUCGAUAUUAUUAAUAUCGAUGUCUCAAAGUGAUUCGUCUACAAACAAAAUUGUUUUUAUAUUUUGCAAUAAUAAAAAAGUGAAUAAUAACUAUUAAUCCACCAUGGUAGUAUCCAACUAUGAUGCGCUGCGUAAACAAGCGCGUCUACUGGAAAAUGAAAUUGACCUGAAAUUGGUGGCUUUUAGCAAAAUUGGAGCUGGUAGUAGUUCCACAUCUAUGGGUCAUAGUUCAAAUGCUGACACAUCACCGUUACUGGGUGAACAUGUUUUCGAUUCGCUCUCCGAGGAAAUUACCCAAAUGUUAGAUAAGCUUUCAUCUAUCAAUGAAACGAUGGCUGAACUUCCCACAACUGGUGCUGCUGCAAUGCAUACAUUACAACGUCAUCGAGAAAUAUUACAGGGCUACCGCCAGGAAUUUAAUAAAAUAUCUGCCAACCACACGACGCGCUUGGAAAGGGAGGAAUUACUGAGGGGGUCAGGUUUAUCUACUAAUAGUCCAUCAAUAUCGGGUUUAAGUAGACGUGAUAUGUAUUUGAAGGAAAGUGGUCAUAUAAAUAGUUCCAAUACCAUGAUAAACGAUCAGAUUAAUAUUGCAAUCGAGACAAGAGAACAUUUACUCUCGCAGCGCCAAGCUUUUAAGCGCAUUCAAACACGUUUAAAUGAUAUGUCAAAUAGGUUUCCAUUAAUUUCCAGUUUAAUUCAACGAAUUAAUAUCAAAAAGAAACGCGAUGCUUUAAUAUUGGGAGCAGUUAUUGGAUUUUGUGUUAUUUUAUUAUUAAUAUACGCCUUUAAUUAACGACUUACACUUUACUUUAUGUUCUAAACAAAAACAACUUUAACCAAAUUAUUAACUACUUUAUGUCUUAUAUUUUAGUACACGAUAAGACACUUUAAAACAAUAUUAAAAAAGAAAUUGAUUUAAGUAUAUGUAUAUCAAUGUAAUUUUGUGAUAAAACAAAGUUUGUAUAAAUAAAAAAAUAUAUCAAUUCAAA